Penicillium soppii is the source of this 588-nucleotide messenger RNA. Its product is annotated as GNAT family N-acetyltransferase. Gene Ontology annotation, cellular component: Golgi apparatus; endoplasmic reticulum; endoplasmic reticulum-Golgi intermediate compartment. Gene Ontology annotation, molecular function: monosaccharide binding; glucosamine 6-phosphate N-acetyltransferase activity. Bases 1 to 588 code for a protein of 195 amino acids. Lineage: Eukaryota; Fungi; Ascomycota; Eurotiomycetes; Eurotiales; Aspergillaceae. The transcript is spliced from 2 exons. The record is from RefSeq and is a predicted model, not a curated record. Gene Ontology annotation, biological process: UDP-N-acetylglucosamine biosynthetic process.
AUGGCAAGCCCAACAUUCAACACUUCAAUCCAGGAGCCACCAGGCCACAAUGCAAAGCUGGUUCUCCCCACCGAAGACCCCAACACCAACCCCACAGUCUUCAACGAUGCAAUGAAAGUCCGCAUGCACGUCUUCGUCGACGAACAAAAGUGCUCCGCCGAAGCCGAGAUCGACAGUGACGAUACCCGCAGCUGGCACUGGGUACUAUACGCAACCUCCACCGGGAGCACGCGCACACCGGCGGGAGUGAUCCGGCUCGUACCUCCACCGCAAGCGCCACACUUGGUGGCAAGUAAAUCAGAAUCUAAAUCCGGCAAACAAGAACAGCACGAGGCGUGCAUCAAAUUGACGCGCGUGGCGAUUAUGCCGGAGUACCGCGGGCUCGGACUUGGGCGAAAAUUAGUGGAGACGGCGCUGGAGUGGGCGGCUGUGCAUGGCCGGUGGCGGGGGCUGAUUCUUGUGCAUGCACAGGUUGAUGUGGAGCAGAUGUAUGCGCGGCUUGGAUUUGAGACGGACGAGUCUUUAGGGAGGUGGGAUGAGGAGGGGAUUGAGCAUGUGGGGAUGUACAAACGGGUGGUUGUGCAUUAA